CACAAGCAAUUGUUUUCUAUCUUGUAGGACCCAGUAAAUUGGAAGUUUCCCAGUCACCUCCUUGGAAUUAUCUGUGGUCAAAUAUUAACCUCAGCCAUACAAGUAAGCAAUCAACUAGUUGUCUCAAUAAAUGAUAGAAUUCGGUUCCAUUUGAUUUUGAAUACUUCCACUAAUCCUAGUCUCUCCAAGUCUACCAUACCGCAAAUUUUCGUCCAAGCAAGCAAAACAGGUGAAGAAAACUUUUCCGCUUUACCCAGGCUCAAUCGCAAACAGCAGUAGUGAAAAGGACGCUGAUCAGCUGAAGAAAUGCAUGCGCUGCUCUAUCUACUCCAAUUGCUUUCUGAUGGACUUUUGACAGGAACAAAGAACAUUCUCUUGACAGAUAUGAUGCAAGGCUGCUUUCGGCAUUUCUUGGAUUGCCUUUAGUUCCCCAUUCCACCAUUGCUUCAAAGUACCGAACCACCCUUUGCCACCCAUAUUCCUGUCAAAUGCUUGCACAGGUUAAUCGCGUAAUUACCCUUCAAAUUGAAACAAGUAAAGGAAAGCCUUAGCCCUCCUUUUUUUUUAUCUCCCUACCAAAACCGAUGGAUUACGUUCUUGCUAAGGUCAUAGCAGUAAACUAGUACAUAAUAUCCCCAUUCAUGUCCUAGGGCGGCUAAGGUAUGUAGGUUUAGUUUCAGUUUCGACGCCUCCAAGAACUCAGUUUUCUCCAGCUCCAAAGUCCAGACCACCCAAAUAUGGCUCAAUCUCCGCAAUCGGACCCGUUCCAGGAGUCCCGCCUAGACUCUGACGCCGGAGCAGUCUUUGUUCUUGAAUCAAAAGGGAAGUGGUGGCAUGCGGGGUUUCAUCUGACGACGGCUAUCGUGGGGCCUACAAUCCUGACGCUGCCUUAUGCGUUUAGGGGAUUGGGGUGGAUCCUAGGCAUCUUCUGUUUAACGGUGAUGGGAUGCGUCACCUUCUACUCUUACUAUCUCAUGUCCAAGGUGCUCGAACACUGCGAAAAAGCUGGUCGCCGCCACAUACGCUUCCGCGAGCUCGCCGCCGAUGUUUUAGGGUCAGGAUGGAUGUUUUACUUCGUGAUUUUUAUUCAGACAGCUAUCAACACUGGGGUUGGAAUAGGAGCAAUUUUGCUUGCAGGGCAAUGCCUCCAGAUCAUGUAUUCAAACCUUUCUCCCAGUGGAUCCUUGAAGCUGUAUGAGUUUAUAGCAAUGGUGACUGUGGUGAUGAUAAUUCUCUCUCAGCUCCCAACCUUCCAUUCCCUCAGGCACCUCAAUUUUGCUUCUCUGCUUCUCAGCUUGGGCUACACAUUCCUUGUGGUUGGUGCUUGUAUCCAUGCAGGUCUCUCUAAAAAUGCCCCUCAUAGGGAUUAUUUAUUGGAACCUUCAAAUUCAUCAAGAGUGUUUAGCGCCUUCACUUCUAUCUCCAUAUUAGCUGCCAUUUUUGGCAAUGGGAUUCUUCCUGAAAUACAAGCAACUCUGGCUCCACCUGCUACUGGGAAGAUGGUAAAAGGACUCCUGAUGUGCUACAGUGUAAUAUUUGUUACUUUCUACGCAGCUGCGGUUUCUGGAUACUGGGCUUUUGGAAACAAAUCUAAUUCAAACAUAUUGAAGAGUCUAAUGCCAGAUGAUGGACCAUCCUGGGCCCCAACAGUAGUUCUUGGCCUUGCUGUUGUAUUUAUUCUCCUACAGCUAUUUGCCAUUGGCCUGGUUUAUUCUCAAGUUGCAUAUGAGAUCAUGGAAAAGCAAUCAGCUGACAUAAAACGAGGGGUGUUUUCCAAAAGGAACCUUAUUCCCAGGCUAAUUCUCCGGACUCUGUACGUGAUAUUCUGUGGGUUUAUGGCAGCAAUGCUUCCUUUCUUUGGUGACAUCAAUGGUGUGGUAGGCGCUAUCGGCUUUAUCCCCCUAGAUUUCGUUCUCCCUAUGCUUCUCUACAACAUGACCUACAAGCCCCCAAGAUCAUCCCUCACCUACUGGAUCAAUCUGUUCAUCAUAGUUGCCUUCACUGGUACUGGAAUCAUGGGAUCGUUCUCUUCUGUCAGGAAGUUGGUUCUUGAUGCCAACAAGUUCAAGCUCUUUAGCAGUGAUGUGGUCGAUUAAGCAUAUGCAUAAACUACUAAACAGGUCUGCCCUGAAAAUCUGGAGGGAAUGGGUGAUGAAGCCCUUUUGGUCCGUACAAUAAUUGUCAAUAAGCAUUUGAGUUGACACGGUUUGUAGUUGUGGCCUAGUGGUUGUUAUCUCUCGUUAAAAUUUAAGGUCUAACGUUUGAAUCCCCUCUCCCUCGACUUCCUCAUACGUACCCCAAAAUAAAAAAAAAAACAUUGUUUUCCCACUGAUUUGUGCAGAUAAGGCUGAGAUUAUGCACAGGCAUUUGCCUUAAUUGCUGUGAAUGUACAUGGACCCAUUUUAUUGUAAUUUUUGUUGGGCUAGAGUAAAUAGAGGAAAGGAAAAUAGUACAAUAAAAUUGUUACGUUUCAAGCUUA
Theobroma cacao (cacao) is the source of this 2479-nucleotide messenger RNA. RefSeq names its product putative GABA transporter 2. The record is from RefSeq and is a predicted model, not a curated record. Lineage: Eukaryota; Viridiplantae; Streptophyta; Magnoliopsida; Malvales; Malvaceae.